Messenger RNA from Megachile rotundata (alfalfa leafcutting bee), 2000 nucleotides. It is a transcript of the gene NT1, whose product is annotated as Neurotrophin 1. Gene Ontology annotation, molecular function: Toll binding; growth factor activity. Gene Ontology annotation, cellular component: extracellular region. Gene Ontology annotation, biological process: innate immune response; central nervous system formation. Lineage: Eukaryota; Metazoa; Arthropoda; Insecta; Hymenoptera; Megachilidae. The record is from RefSeq and is a predicted model, not a curated record.
AUGCAGGCAGUCGUGCUACUAUCCUCGAUUAAUGUCUGCGCCGAGGAGGAUCUCAAAGACGACGGGGACCUCAACGACCGUAAAGAAAACAACGGGACAACAGUCACGUCCAUCAAGAUCAUCGGGGAAGGAUCCAAGAACAAGACGGACAAAACCCGAGAGACUCAACUGGAGAGGCUUCGAUCCCUAUUUGCCAGUCGACAAAAUGGCAGCAGAGAUCUUGCGUUGCCGAAAAGUUCGGACAUCUCUAAAGUCAUAUCCGACGAUGGUAAUGGUGAUGAAGAAACUCCUGAAGAGCUACCAGAGCCACAGGAACUGAAAAUUGUUAGACCCAACUUGAGGAAACGACCUACUUAUCGUCCGUCUCCUCCCAGAAGACUGGCACCACCUAAUCGGAGGAACGUUUAUUCAGAUCUGUCGAGAACGCCAUUGACGAGACCACCAAGACGUCCAACGGAAGCGAAGAGGGAUCCAACGGAGAAAGAGUGUACUUUCUUCACGAAGACAGUCUGCCUGGAAGCAGCCGAUUAUCCGCACGAAACAAUCACCAGAAGUUUAAGGAGCAACAAAGAGAUGGUCGCUGCUUUGCUGACGGAUUACAAGUCUCAAGAUUUUGAUGAAUCCGGGGAUGUGCCAAUAGCGUUGCCUCUUGAAAAUAAAUUCGAGAACAAGUACGAUGGCCGAUACGAGAAUCGAUAUGAGAGCAACGAGAUUAGAAGGAGAUCCGAUACAACUUCAUUCGACAACGUUGAAGAAGGCUUCACGUGUCCGUCAGUAGUCAAGUACGCUCGUCCACAACUGGCUAGAGCCGCUUCCGGUAUCUGGAAAUACAUCAUAAACACUGGAGAACACACACAAACUUUGCGUCUGGAAAAAUGUUCGAAUCCCCAAUCGAGCUGUUCCUUCAUUUCGGAGAACUAUCGAUCGUCCUGCGUUCAGGUGUACAACUACCACAGACUUUUAACGUGGGACAGUAAAUUGGGUCUUCACAUGGACAUCUUCAAAGUACCAACCUGCUGCAGCUGUCACGUUCACGGUUACGCUGAGAUUUUUCCACCCCAUCAGAAUGAUCCACCUUCAAGGAUCAAGGAGUCCUUUCCUGGAUCCGAUUUUGCCACAAACAACGAACAGAAAGAUGACUUCGAAGAUUCCAAGUUGAACUAUUUGAACAAAUUCGUCGCUGGAUUUGAUUCUGCCCUGGGUUCAAGCAAUAAGAAGCCUUUAACGGAAGCUACUCCAAGUAGACCAACUUUUACGCUUCCUGUCAGAACGAGGCCUAAAAAACAGCCUUCCUCUUUGAGUUCAAGACCAUUUGAUAAAUUGCCUCAGCAACAUGCUCCAAAUACAAGAGCACCUGGGUACACUGGUCCAUUACUGAAAGGUUCUAGACCAAGUAGACCGGGUAGACCACCAUACAGAAGGGAAUCAACGUCUCAUGUUGAAGAAAACACCGAAAGUUUAAAUAACAGUACAAUAUUAAAUAGGUACAGUCAACCAUACGACCUGGAAAUGGACGCCACGUCGCGGUUACAAAAUGGCGGUUUCGACGACGAGUACCACGAACCACAGAGGCGAAUCAAUUACAAUUACCAUCCGAUUAUCGAUUUUUUUCGACCGGAAGCAUCGAUGUUGCAAUCGGCAGAAACUCAAUCGGCCUCGGAUCAGAAUGAUUCGAACUCGUGGAAACCGAUGAUAUCAUCUUAAUUGACAUUUCACCUUUUUCGGAGUACCUGAUCGUUUCUUUCAUUUUGUAACGUUAAUCGAUCCUUGAGAAACGAAAGUAUUAUGUAUCAAAUUGUUAGAUUUUAUACAUGUUUACUUUUUUUAUAUCUAUGUAUAGAUACUUGUAUUCUGGUAUCCUUUCUAGCUUCAUUAGUACUCCUUGUUCGUCACGAUUGACGAUUUAUUCCGAUAAUUAUGCUAUUAUAAAUUAGACUAGUGGAUAGAUCUGGCGUAUGUGGAAAAACACGAGUAUUGGCGUGCAUAGUUUGGUAACGUAA